GUGGUCAACUUACCAGUGCUCCAAUUGGGUUAGUGGCGUCUACCCAAUAAUUCACUUUAAUCGAAACCGACAAAACUCAUUUCACCAACGCACUUGCACAAAUGACCACCACAGUCAUUACCACUCUCCCUCAUUUUAGUAAUCUCUCCAGGGGUAUUUUCGUCAGACCAAAUUUCUCUUUCCCCUUCUCUCCCUCCCGCCGUCUCGCCGGAAAUCUAGCCUCUUCUAACAUGGCCGCCGCCGCCGCCGCUAUAUCCCCGGUUCCAAAAGACGACCUCGAGCGCAUCGCGAAAAUCUCGGCGACUAUUCGCGUGAUUCCCGACUUUCCUAAACCAGGGAUUAUGUUCCAGGAUAUAACGACUUUGUUGCUUGAUCCGGUGGCGUUUAAGGAUACUAUUGACUUGUUUGUUGAGAGAUACAAGCACAUGAAUAUCUCCGUUGUUGCAGGUGUUGAGGCUAGAGGUUUCAUAUUUGGUCCUCCAAUUGCAUUGGCUAUUGGGGCAAAAUUUGUUCCCAUUAGAAAACCCAAGAAAUUGCCAGGGGAGGUUAUUUCGGAGGAGUAUUCCUUGGAAUAUGGAACUGACAAAAUGGAGAUGCACGUAGGAGCGGUUCAACCAGGGGAUCGAGCCUUAGUGGUAGAUGAUCUCAUUGCAACCGGGGGGACCUUAUGCGCUGCAAUGAAACUACUUGAGCGUGUUGAGGCUCAUGUGGUCGAAUGUGCUUGUGUUAUAGAGUUGGCUGAGCUGAAGGGUCGGGAUCGUCUAGGUGAGAAGCCACUGUUUGUGCUGGUUAGCUCAACUUGAUAUGGCGUGUACCAAAAACAGCCCUUUAUAGUCAUUUUAUUAUGUAACAGCCAUCUCAAAAGCACUAACGGUAAUUUAUUUUUUAUGAAUUGAGGUUUCAUUCUUGGAAUUGAUUUAAACAACGUAUCAAGCUCUGAUGAAUUAAGAUUUCACCACUGUUGAAUAGUAGUGAAUUCAGAACAAUGUUCCAUUUGGUCGGAACACUGGAGGAAUGAAAUUUGUAUUAUUUUGUGAGAAAAAUGAAUUUUUUAUUA
Messenger RNA from Daucus carota subsp. sativus, 1057 nucleotides. Its product is annotated as adenine phosphoribosyltransferase 1-like. Gene Ontology annotation, cellular component: cytoplasm; cytosol. Gene Ontology annotation, biological process: adenine salvage. NCBI's taxonomy places the organism in Eukaryota, Viridiplantae, Streptophyta, Magnoliopsida, Apiales, Apiaceae. The record is from RefSeq and is a predicted model, not a curated record. Bases 102 to 803 code for a protein of 233 amino acids. The transcript has 6 exons. Gene Ontology annotation, molecular function: adenine phosphoribosyltransferase activity.